AUGACGUCUACUCCCCCCGCCCAGUCUGUCCGCUUCAGCGAGGUUCACGAGGAAAUUGAGCCCGCCCAGGCCGUGCGAGAUGUUGCCGACCUCACUAGCCCCGCCAAAGCGCCCCAGCAUGGCCCAUUGAGCCCCCAGGCCGAAGAAGAGCUACGCAACCUGUCGUCCACGCUCCAAAAGUCUCGCAUGCAGGCAAAGCGCAUGGAGAACUUCUCAUUCGAGCCUGUCUCGCUUCCACCCUCCCGCGCACCUUCACCCAGCCCAGCCUCGCGAACAAUUUCAGGACACUCCGCACAUCGCUCUUCCAUACCCUCUUCACCUGCCUCCGCCAUGCAUUCUCCACCAUUGACACCUGCAGGAACAUCGUCCCGGGAUGAAAAAGCAGCCGGCCCAGGACACAACAAACAUCCAAGCGACCCCGCCCUCAUGACGCCGCAAAUCUCACCUCCCCAUGAGCCUCCACCAACCUCCAUGGAUUCGUCUCUCCAGAGCCCGAAUGAGAGCCAGUCUUCGUUGGUAGUUCCCGGAUCGCCAAGAACCGCACCACAGUCCCCACGACCAUCCUCAGACUUGCCCGCCGUCGUUCAACCCCAUCCAAAACGCAAUCCAGUAUUUGCUAUAGGCCCUACCGGUGAUUCCAAUCCGACUUCCCGGGACGCUAGUCCUGCUGAUUCUGGUGGUGAUCGCACGCCAGGCGCAUCCUCUCCGGCACCUGGUAGCCGGCCAUAUACACCACAAGGAGAGAAGGAAGAUACCUACACCCGCUCCAAACGCGCAGCACAAGCGAGAAACCUCGACUCACUAGAAGCCCGCUACAUCUACGGUGGACGUGACGGACGCAGUUCAGCAGCAUCAUCAGUUUAUCAAUUGCCACGCUCCAAGGGCACUGAUUCUGAUAGGGAAGACAGCAAGCGGUCGAGUAUAUUCGGAAAGAGGUCCAUCAAGGGCCACGGCUCCGAUGCAGAAGAUGUCAAGUCGCCGACCGGCAAACACCAUGGAUCAAUGGCUGAACUCAAACGCUUCUUCAAGAUUGGACACAAGAAUAAGGACAAGGACAAGGACAAGGAGAAGCGUGGAAAGUCUCCUGCACCAUCGAUUCGGAGUCAGAAGAUCAAGUCCACCAAAUCCGGUACCAUGACACCACCCAUAACAAACGGAUCGAUACAUGUCCCCUUUGCGGAUGACCACGGCCUGCAGAGCAAGUACGGAAAGUUUGGAAAAGUGCUGGGAUCCGGUGCUGGUGGCUCGGUUCGGCUUAUGAAGCGAAGUAGCGAUGGCACAACGUUCGCCGUCAAGCAGUUCCGUAACCGUCAUUCAUACGAAUCCGAAAAAGAUUACAACAAAAAGGUUACUGCCGAGUUCUGCAUAGGAUCAACACUCCACCAUGGAAACAUUAUCGAGACCAUGGACUUGGUGAAUGAAAAAGGAAGCUAUUUCGUCGUCAUGGAAUACGCACCCUUUGAUCUUUUCGCAAUAGUAAUGACUGGAAAGAUGAGUCGCGAAGAGGUUGCUUGUGCCACACUGCAGAUUCUUAAUGGAGUCACAUAUCUCCAUAGCAUGGGCUUGGCUCACCGUGAUUUGAAGCUUGACAACGUCGUUGUCAACGAACACGGAAUCAUGAAGAUUAUUGAUUUUGGCAGUGCUGCCGUCUUCAAAUACCCAUUUGAAGACGAAAUCGUUCUCGCCAGUGGUAUUGUCGGCUCAGAUCCUUACCUUGCACCUGAAGUGUAUGAUCUGUCCAAGUACGACCCACAACCUACCGAUAUCUGGUCACUUGCUAUCAUGUUCUGUUGCAUGACAUUACGCCGAUUCCCAUGGAAAGCGCCACGGAUAUCCGACAACUCGUACAAACUCUUUGUCUCACCCCCCAACGACGGGCCAAGGUCGAUCACCGGGCCCUCCAAGUCAGCUACGGAUCUUGAGAGUACUGCACGUGACGAACGCCGGCAAUCUGGGCCCGGCUCUGAGUCUACCACUCGGCAUCAAUCCUCGGAACACCCUUCGACUGAGCCGCGCGCAUCGACGUCAUCGAACGGCCAGCAGCCGCCGCAGGUGAUCAAAGGUCCUUGGCGUCUCCUGCGUUUGUUACCUAGGGAGAGCAGACACAUCAUAGGCCGCAUGCUGGAAGUCGACCCCAAGAAACGAGCGACACUGGAUGAGAUACUCGAAGACAAGUGGGUCAUCAACAGUGAGGUGUGCUCGCAAGAAGAGGGCGGCAGGAUAAUACGAGCUGGAAACCAUGAGCAUACACUCGAGCCUGGAGCCGGAGGCUCUUCUGCUCCCAAUACACAACAACAGCAGAAGAAGUAA
Bipolaris zeicola 26-R-13 is the source of this 2310-nucleotide messenger RNA. RefSeq lists its product as uncharacterized. The transcript has 3 exons. The record is from RefSeq and is a predicted model, not a curated record. Gene Ontology annotation, molecular function: ATP binding; protein serine/threonine kinase activity. Gene Ontology annotation, biological process: intracellular signal transduction; protein phosphorylation. Bases 1 to 2310 code for a protein of 769 amino acids. Lineage: Eukaryota; Fungi; Ascomycota; Dothideomycetes; Pleosporales; Pleosporaceae.